UGCUAAGAGGUGCUCAACUCUCAUUGGUAUAGGUGUGGCGCUCUCCUGCUUCUCUUCCGUUCGUCUCCCUGCGUAGGCUAGGGAGGUGAAGUCGUUCGGUUCCUGGUGCAUCCGCCGCAUUUUGCUUCCAUGGCCGACCUGGAGUUCUUUGGUGCUCAACAGCAGCCAACGGUCGCCGCCGAUAAUGGGGCGGUGGACGGAGCUGAGGAGGAUCCUGCCGCCGCUUUCCUGGCGCAGCAGGAGAACGAAAUCGCCGGCAUCGAGAACGAUGAAGGCUACAGCAUCUUGGAGAGCGGCGAGGUGCCGGCGGCGUUGCAGGGUCCAGAAGGUGCUGUUGAUGGAGUGGUUAAUGGAGAUGUCUAUCAGGAGAGUAAUGGUCCAACAGACACCUAUGCUGCCAUAUCCCAAGUAGAUCGACUGCAGUCAGAACCAGAGAGUAUUCGUAAGUGGAGAGAGGAGCAAAAGGAUCGUCUGGAGCAACUUGAUGCAAACUCACGAAAGCAGGAAGCAGAAUGGAAAGAGAAAGCAAUAAAGGAAUUGGAAGAGUGGUAUGCAAGGCAAGAUGAAAAUCUUCAGAAAACAAAAGCCAGCAACAGGGUGGCAGAUGAAGCUUUCUACAAACAACCCUUCGCUGACGUGAUUGGUUAUGUCACAAACAUAAAUCAUCCUUGCUACAGCCUAGAACAGGCAGCUGAAGAAGCCUUUGUGAAUGAUGCAGAAGACGUUUUUCCGGGCACUGAGUGGGAACGUGUGGCUCAGCUCUGUGACUUUAAUCCCAAGUCUAGUAAGCAGGCAAAAGAUGUGUCCCGCAUGCGUUCAGUCCUCAUCUCACUCAAGCAGGCUCCGCUGGUCCGCUGAAGGAGAGCACAAUGGAAACAUUAUAAAUGCAAUAUUUUAACCUUAUUCAGAGAAGCUGUGUUUGCUGUAAUUGGAUUAAUUGUUUCAAUGUUUUGGGUUUUUUUUGGACCAAACCUCAUGAUGUAUCUAGAGCUGAUUGUUGUUUGAUUGCAUGUUCUUCCUCAUGUUUCCUUUCUGUGUUUGAAAUGGGGGAAUCUCCAGAACUGUAGUCUCUGUGCUGUUGUGCACUGAGAUGUUACUCCCCACAUUACUGAUAUUAAAGAUUUGUUAAACAGCAAAAUGUGUUGAUUUUGGAU
This is a messenger RNA of Dryobates pubescens (Downy woodpecker), 1154 nucleotides long. It is a transcript of the gene CLTA, whose product is annotated as clathrin light chain A. Gene Ontology annotation, biological process: clathrin coat assembly; intracellular protein transport; clathrin-dependent endocytosis. Gene Ontology annotation, cellular component: synaptic vesicle membrane; clathrin coat of trans-Golgi network vesicle; plasma membrane. The coding region runs from base 130 to 858 and encodes 242 amino acids. The record is from RefSeq and is a predicted model, not a curated record. Gene Ontology annotation, molecular function: clathrin heavy chain binding; structural molecule activity. The transcript is spliced from 7 exons. NCBI's taxonomy places the organism in Eukaryota, Metazoa, Chordata, Aves, Piciformes, Picidae.